UGUCAUUUGUCAUUUCCGCAAGAGCCAUCUUCCUUUUUCUUUUGACGUUUAGUUGGAAAAACACGCGGUUAUAAAUUAUUGAUAAGUGAGGAAAAUAUGGCACCUCGAUAUGAAAUAGCUGUUGGCCUGCAAAAAGGCCACAAAACAACAAAAAUUCCUACAGGAAAAACCAAGUCCGGCAAAUUACGUCCCGCCAGGUUGAAGGGGAUCCAAACUAAGCACUCGAAAUUCGUGCGCGACCUUAUCAGGGAAGUGUGUGGUCAUGCCCCAUAUGAAAAACGCGCUAUGGAAUUGUUGAAGGUCUCGAAGGAUAAGAGAGCUUUGAAAUUCCUUAAGAGACGUCUUGGCACACACAUCAGGGCCAAGAGGAAGCGUGAAGAAUUGUCCAAUAUCCUUACUCAAAUGCGUAAAGCUGCUACCCACAAAUAGAUUUUUUUAAGUUUCUGACAAAAUAAACUUAAUUAUAAGUU
Messenger RNA from Sitophilus oryzae (rice weevil), 470 nucleotides. RefSeq names its product 60S ribosomal protein L36 (gene RpL36). The record is from RefSeq and is a predicted model, not a curated record. The transcript has 3 exons. Gene Ontology annotation, molecular function: structural constituent of ribosome. Gene Ontology annotation, cellular component: cytosolic large ribosomal subunit; ribosome. Bases 97 to 429 code for a protein of 110 amino acids. Gene Ontology annotation, biological process: cytoplasmic translation. NCBI's taxonomy places the organism in Eukaryota, Metazoa, Arthropoda, Insecta, Coleoptera, Curculionidae.